Molecule: messenger RNA, 654 nt
Organism: Miscanthus lutarioriparius
Lineage: Eukaryota; Viridiplantae; Streptophyta; Magnoliopsida; Poales; Poaceae
Source: the annotation of a GenBank genome assembly
AUGCUCCCCUUCCCUCGCCUCGUCCGCGCUCCCCUCCGUCACGUCCCUUCCCGUGCGGCAUUCUCCGGCAGGCGCUCCGUUCCCCACGACAGCGACGCGGAUGACAGCUCCGACGCCGCCGCUUCAGACGCGAUCGUUCGCCUCGUCGCCGCAGGCGGCGGAGGCCUCGAGGCCGACCUCGACCGCCUCUUUGCCGCCGCCCUCUCCCACGGGCUUGUCUCCAGCGCCCUCCGCGCGCUCACGGACCGCGCCGUUCCCGCGGAGCGCUUCUUCGCGUGGGCCUCCUCUCUCGGCAGGGGAUUCUCCCAGUGCCCCCGCGCGCACAACCUGCUCGUCGAGAAUGCCGGGAGCCUGGGCGACUACGGCGCGAUGUCGCGCGCCCUGGCGCUCAUGUCGGAGCGGAGGCUCCCCCUGACCGACCGGCCGUUCGCCUUCCUGGCGCCGUCGUCGGGUUCGUCACGGAACGGCAGCGUGGAGGAUGCGGCGAGAGCGGUCCUGGGGGCUUUGGACGGCGUCGGCGGGCCCUGCCGAGCGUCCGGCGUGUUUUCGCUUGUCAAGGCGCUGGCGUCCAUGGGCGAGUUCGAUGCUGCGGUCUCGGUGAUCGAGGAGACGGCGAGGAAGGUGCGGUACUAUAACGUCCUCGUCGCGGCAUAG